AUGCCAAAACUAGGAUCAAACAUUAUUGGGAUCGAGAGCGAUAGGGUUACCAACACCCAUUCGAACGAUUUCCCAGCUUAUUCCAAAGAUAUAGGUGAGGCGUGGGAUCUAGAAGCUUUCAAAAAGAAAUUCCAACUAAACAUUUCAUACAUCACAGAGAGAACAGCUAACUUUGAUUUAAUAGGACUAGACACUUCGAUCGCCAACGCAUUUAGAAGAAUUAUGAUAUCCGAGGUCCCAAGUGUGGCAAUAGAGUUUGUUUACAUGUUCAACAAUACAUCAGUUAUCCAGGAUGAAGUUCUUGCACACAGGUUGGGACUUGUGCCCUUGAAAGUGGAUCCAGAUCUUCUCAGUUGGGUGGAUCCGAAUGCGGAGGAAAAAGAGAAAUUCACGGAUGAGAACACCAUAGUUUUAAGCUUAAAUGUGAGCUGCACCCGGAAUCCAAAUGCAGUUAAAGGAGACAACAGGCCAGAAAAUUUAUACAAGAACUCCAAUGUUUACGCUAAGGACUUGAAGUUCGAACCCCAGGGAAGGCAGGUUGAGACAUUCAAGGACCAUCCGGUGGUGCCCUGUGAUCCAAAUAUUCUAUUGGCCAAACUUCGUCCUGGUCAGGAAAUUUCUUUAAGAGCACAUUGUGUGCUUGGAAUUGGUGCAGAUCAUGCCAAAUUCUCACCUGUCGCAACUGCCUCUUACAGAUUGCUACCUUUGAUUGAUAUCAAGGAACCUAUAACAGGAAAGGAUGCCCUGGAAUUCCAGGAUUGCUUCCCAUCAGGUGUUAUUGGUAUUAAUGAUAAAGGUGAGGCCUAUGUGAAGGAUGCCAGAAAGGAUACUGUUUCCAGGGAAGUUCUUCGACACGAGAAAUUCAACGGCAAGGUGAAGUUGGGCAGGAUCAGGGAUCACUUUAUCUUCAAUGUUGAGAGUACUGGUGCAAUGUUGCCGGAGGAGAUCUUCUUUAAGAGUGUCAGAGUUCUUAAAAACAAGGCUGACUAUCUCCGUAACUGUCCAAUUGGUAAUGUUGAAUGA
Brettanomyces bruxellensis is the source of this 1023-nucleotide messenger RNA. It is a transcript of the gene RPC40, whose product is annotated as DNA-directed RNA polymerase core subunit rpc40. Gene Ontology annotation, biological process: DNA-templated transcription. The transcript has a single exon. The record is from RefSeq and is a predicted model, not a curated record. Lineage: Eukaryota; Fungi; Ascomycota; Pichiomycetes; Pichiales; Pichiaceae. The coding region runs from base 1 to 1023 and encodes 340 amino acids. Gene Ontology annotation, molecular function: DNA binding; protein dimerization activity. Gene Ontology annotation, cellular component: RNA polymerase III complex; RNA polymerase I complex.